ACCACACAAACUCUUCAUCGCAUCUAGAUCUUUCCCCGCAAACCUCGUGUUCUUUGUCUCAAAUCCCUCUCCACAAGAACCUAUAAAUCAUCAUCUGUUCAUAUAAAAGAUCCCCCUUUUCAAAAUUUCACCGCUUUUUAUUCAACCCCUUUUCACGAUUUCCACCGAUCUAGAUCCUGUCUUAUUCUCAAUUCAGUUUUCUGCUGUAGAUUUGGAUCAUUAGUGAUACCCCACACCCCAAAAGUAAAGGGAUUAUAUGGCAGAGCAUGUGUUGGAGGGUAGCCAACCAGUUGAUCUAACCAAGCACCCAUCUGGAAUCGUUCCUACUCUUCAGAACAUUGUGUCUACUGUGAAUCUUGAUUGCAAGCUAGACCUGAAGGCAAUUGCACUGCAAGCUCGUAAUGCUGAAUAUAAUCCAAAGCGUUUUGCUGCUGUAAUUAUGAGGAUAAGAGAACCAAAAACAACAGCCUUAAUCUUUGCUUCUGGAAAAAUGGUAUGUACAGGAGCCAAGAGUGAACAACAGUCAAAAUUGGCAGCACGGAAGUAUGCAAGAAUUAUUCAGAAACUUGGGUUUCCAGCCAAAUUUAAGGAUUUCAAAAUUCAAAACAUUGUGGGGUCAUGUGAUGUAAAAUUUCCCAUUAGACUUGAAGGCCUUGCAUACUCUCAUGGUGCCUUUUCAAGUUAUGAACCAGAGUUAUUGUUCUUACAGGAGCUAAGGUUAGAGAUGAAACUUAUACUGCAUUUGAGAACAUAUAUCCUGUGCUUACAGAAUUCAGAAAGAAUCAGCAGUGAUUCUUGAUUUUGGGUGAAAUGGUUUUUUUAUGGGGCUGGAGUUGACUUUAGGGUUUGACCUGCCAUGGGACUUUUACUGGUAUAAGGAAGGGCAAGUGUAAAUAUGAUGGUGGAAAUGGAAAUGGAAUGGAAGGGAUUAAGUGAGGCA
Molecule: messenger RNA, 940 nt
Organism: Lactuca virosa
Lineage: Eukaryota; Viridiplantae; Streptophyta; Magnoliopsida; Asterales; Asteraceae
Source: the annotation of a GenBank genome assembly